AUGUAUGCGUUUUUGCAGGGUUCGGCCCGUCGACAUGCAUCCUCCGACACUUCGCUAUUUGGCAGGAGCAGCGAGUGCCCACACAGCGAGGCGAGGAGAGCGAGCGUACGGGAGGCGGCAGCAGGCGCGCGUGCGCAAUUAGUCAGAGGCCUCCAGCCACUAGCCAAGAGGCCCGGAAUCCUGUCCAUGCAGAGCGCCUUCGCCUUCGGACUCGCCAAGAACGGGGUCAACGGGCUGCCCGGCGUGCGGCGCGCGGCCACGGCCUCGCAGGUCGGCGGACGGCUGUCCUCGCCCGGCUCCUCAGUGAGCGCCGAAAGCGGCGCCGCUGGUUGGAGCAGCGGCGACGACGCGGUCGGCUCUCCAGCGUCUCUGGCCUCCAGUAUGACCGCGAUGCCGCGCGUGGCGUCCUCGCCCAUCGCGUUCGCGGACCUCGGGAGCGACCAGGCGGCGCUGGCGGCCAAAGCAGCCGCCGCACGCAGUGGCAGCGGGAUCAGGACCCAUGAGGCGGCGCAGACUGCAGACGACCUGCACCCGAGCAAGCGAGGCACCUCAGUGAACAAGACGAACCCGUUCAUUGGGUACUUCCAGACAGGGACGGAAGAGAACGAUGUGAUGGCGGCGGCGGUGUCGGGAGCAGCUGGAGUUGGAGGGAAGGCGGCUGCUCCUCCGAUGCCGUCGUCGCCCCCAGUGCCCGUGCGCCGCGUGCCGAUCCGCACGCAGAGCAGCGCGACGCUGUCGUCCAUGUCGUCGUUCUACCCGUCGGCGUUCUUUACGCCGCAGAAGCGGAUGACGGAGUGGCUCGGCUCGCAGACCAGCCGCCUGCCGCCAUUCUUCAAGCAGCGAGACGAGAACGAGUCGAAGCUGCAAAAGCAGCAGCAGGACGAGCAGAAGAAGCGCGAGGCGUUCUUGCAGUCACUGAAACUGGACGCGCCAGCGCUGGCGCAAGUGACGACGGACGAACACCAGCGAGAGGGGCAGGUGCAGCAGAAUGCUUCCUUCAAGCGGACAGUGUCGAUGCCUGCUGGCAUGUCGACCAAGGCGGCAGCAGCGGGAUUGGCUCCAAUUGAUACUACGCCGGUGGAGACGAAACCCACCGCCUCCUUGACUCCUCAAGAUUCGAUGACUUCAAACUCACGCUUUGAGCAGGAUUUUGCAGUGGUGGGGUCUCUCGGUGAGGGAGGCCAAGGCUCCGUGUUCAAGGUGCGCAGCAAGGUGGACGGCUGCUACUACGCGGUCAAGAAGGUGGUUCUGCCGCGCGCUACCGAGCUAGAUGCCAAGCGCGCAGAAAGCCAGGCGUUGCGUGAAGUGCGCCUUAUGGCCUCCAUGACCCCUCAUCCCAACGUUGUGCGCUACCACACAGCAUGGACAGAAGUGGAUGCGUGCGUUCCUCACACGAGCUCAUCAACAGAAAGCGUGCGUGGCUCGGAUGUACCUUCGUUGGAAAGUGACUGUGGCCCUCAAGAUCUUCAGCGCCAGCAACUAGAACUGCUGGAUGAAGAGGAUGAGCUGCGAAUGAGUAGCAUGGAGGCUGCUGAUCAAUCGUUUUCGCUGGAAUUUUCGUCGGACUCGCUGAACUACGACGAUCAGUACUCCACUCCUGGCUUCACGUUCGAGGACGAGGGCGAGGACUCUGUUGGUUUGUGUGUGGAUGACGAGGCGUCGUUCGGACAACCGAGCGAGUUGAAGACCGAGGGCAAAGUUGCCUCGCGUGAUGUAGCUGUUGAGCCUGUGAUCAUGAAGUCGCAGGUUAUCUUGUACAUCCAAAUGGAGCUGUGUGGCACGGCUGUGAAUUCCGUUCCUUCGACCCCGACUAGCAGCCACGAGCCGAUCCAUCACAUCCUGGACCAGUUGAACACGCCGCAGCAGGAGCGCCAACAGUAUGGCGAAGAAGUUCACUCCAACUUGACAGCUUGGCUUCGAUCCUCACUUGAGGAGAGAUCAGCCUGGUCUAAUACGUCGGCGAAGCACCUGGAGGGGCUUAGAUUGUUUUUGGGUGCGGUACAGGGCGUAGCUCACAUGCAUUCGUACGGAGUGAUCCACCGGGACCUGAAGCCGGACAACAUCUUCAUUCACGGAGAUGUAGCGAAGAUCGGCGAUUUCGGCUUGUCGAAAUCUGUUUUCUCGGACGGUUCGUGCGAUGGAUCCGUGUCUCCGCGUGAACGCCUGCAAGAGCUUGGACUAAGCGACGGAGACCACACGACCGCGCUCGGUACGUUUACGUACGCCUCACCUGAACAACUUGGAUAUCGCUUCAGUAGCAGCAACGUGCUGAAGAACGCUGCUACCCGUCUCAAAAGCGCCAAGUACUCGAUCAAGUCGGAUAUCUUCGCGCUGGGUGUGAUCCUGCUGGAGCUGUGCUGCCCGUUCAGUACGAUGAUGGAGCGUUCUCAGGUUCUUACUGGUGUGCGCCACGGCGUCGUGCCCCAGAAGGCGCGUGAGCACUUCCCUAUGGAGAUGGAUCUGGUGCUUCGUAUGACCUCGAUCGACCCUGGCGAGCGCCCCACGAGUGAAGAAGUCUGCGAGCAGCUACGCAAGAUAAUGGCGGCGUCAAGUACUGCGGUUACGCCAGCGUCAGCUCUUGAGGAGUUGCGUGAGCUUCAGGCGAAGCUGGCAGCCGCUGUUCGCCAGGUGCGUGAUCGCUCCCAGGCCACUCUCCAGCUGGAAGCUCUGGUGUCCGAGUUGAACGACAAGGUCCAGAAUGUAGGCAUUGCUCUUGCCUAG
Molecule: messenger RNA, 2721 nt
Organism: Phytophthora sojae
Lineage: Eukaryota; Oomycota; Peronosporomycetes; Peronosporales; Peronosporaceae
Exons: 3
Coding region: 1-2721 (906 amino acids)
Biological process (GO): protein phosphorylation
Molecular function (GO): ATP binding; protein kinase activity
Source: RefSeq, a predicted model, not a curated record